UGAGACCACAUAGAUUUUUAAUGCCAUUUAAUUAUUUUGUAGAAACGUAUUUUUAUAAAUGAGGCCAUCAAAAUCACUACGUUCAGUUAGAUCAUCCCGUUCCAGUAUAUCCAUGAGGCUUGCACCAGAUGCACCUCGGGUCACGGUGGAAUUUGAGAAACUCUUACCGACGGCUUGUGGAAAGCUUAAUUGUCCUUAUACUAUUGUUGUUCAACGAAACCAGCAAAAUGAUGAUUUUUACAGAAAUUUAGUUGGUAAAGAGAAACGCCUGUCACAGAAGCGUAUUCAGUCAGCAAAACUUCCCACUGAAAGACUUCAAAGUGAAAACAGCACUAGCCCUGGAAGCGAAACAUCGUCAGCUAUCAAAACAAGUGAUGCUAAAGACAUAGUUGUAAUAAAUUCAAUUUACGAUAACUUUAACGCAUUGGUAGAAAUACAAAUGAAAAGACUCAAAAAUUUACCCCGGAUUAUGUUGAAAGUAAUAGGACUAUUAGCAAUUUAUUACAAAAACUUAACUAAGUUGUCGAUUUAUCAAUGUAAAAUUGAUGGGUACACUAUUUACGAGGUACGCAAAAUCAUUGAAUCAUCUUUAAUUACGAAUAUAUGUCUAGAUGGGUCAUGGCUACCAGAAGGUAACUAUCCCAUAUUAUUGGACUCAAAGAAAAUCACGACACUAUCGCUAUGUAGAUGUGGAAUUAAUGAUAACAUUAGCAAAAUCAUAGCGUCUAAAUUGUAUAAAUCAGAAAAUGGAGAACUUUUGACUGUUUUAAAUCUGUCUUCAAACGAUAUAAGUGACACGGGAGUGAAGUAUCUUGCAGAUUCACUAAGAACUAAUAGAUGUUUGAAAUAUUUAAAUUUGGCUGACAAUCAUAUUACUGAUGAAGGCGCAAUAAGCUUGUUAAAUAUAUUAAAGGAAUACCCAUUAACAGAUGAAGAGAUUAUAAGCAAACGACAAAGGCAUAUAAAAUUCUUGAGAAAAGAAGCACUGUAUUUGCAAUAUAUGAAUGAAUCUGACAACACAUCUUCUAAGUCUGCGAAAAAAAAACUUCUUGGACCAGCAGCAGUUUCAGUUAAAGUACAAAACACUAAGAAAGGUCAACUCCAAGAUAUCAAACAAAUUGGUGUAUUUCAUGAUCCAUUUCAAAGAGAAAAUAUUGUAGUAAGGGAUGGAAUUUCAUACUGCACUGGAAAUACAAGUUUAUGUUACAUUAAUAUAGCCUACAAUAAUGUUAGUUUCAUGACAUUAAAAAAAUUAAAAAGUGUUUUAGAAUAUCAAAAUGCUAAAAUAAAAAAUGUAUUGGAGACAGGUUUGUUAAAGAUAGUUUUGGAGGGGAAUAACUUACCAUUAAAAUGUGCAGAAAUGAGUGAGAUAAGUGAAUUGUUACGAAAAAAUUUAAACAGAUUUAGUCAAAAACAUGUUGAAAGAAAAAGAAGUGAAAGGGUUACACUAACAUUAUAAUAAUGAACAAAAAUAUUUAAAUGUUUUAUUUAUUUACAUAAACAUUCGUACCACGAUAUAAUAUAAUUUUAUUUCAUUACACUAAACUAGUACGAAAUAAUUUUAUGGUUUAGGUAGAUACCUUGAGAUGGUGUCAUUGGUAACUUUUGAAUCACAAUCUAAGAAUAAGUUUAUACAAUAUAAAAAUAUGUGCUAAGUCUAAAAUACUGAAUGCCAUAACUACGCACGCUUACAACGAAAAUCUUCAUCAGCACCAACAUCUUCAUCUGUCAACGUGCUCUAAACUGGAUUUAAAAAAAAUCUUAAAUGAGUCCGGACGGCGUACAUAAGUUUA
Leptidea sinapis is the source of this 1793-nucleotide messenger RNA. RefSeq names its product leucine-rich repeat-containing protein 71-like. The transcript is spliced from 2 exons. The record is from RefSeq and is a predicted model, not a curated record. Gene Ontology annotation, molecular function: protein binding. Bases 59 to 1459 code for a protein of 466 amino acids. Lineage: Eukaryota; Metazoa; Arthropoda; Insecta; Lepidoptera; Pieridae.